Molecule: messenger RNA, 9489 nt
Organism: Cinara cedri
Lineage: Eukaryota; Metazoa; Arthropoda; Insecta; Hemiptera; Aphididae
Source: the annotation of a GenBank genome assembly
AUAUAACAACGAUCCGGACGCGGCGAUGUGCGAUUCGUAUGAUACCGACCGGUCGAGAGCAAAGAGAAGACGCCGUCAUCGUAACGCAUACAAAACCGUGAACCGCGUACGGAUGAGGACGUGAACUGCGCACCGUUUUCGUACACAUUAUACACCCGCGUCGAGUUUUCCAAUUUUUCCAUUUUUUUUUUUCCGAGGACAGCGGUAAUAAUUCCGCACCAGACAUGUUGUUGAAAAUAACGCCGGUAAGUCAUUUUAAAAUAAUUACGGCGUUCCCGUCGCAUUCGAUCGCAGGGUUCCUAUACACACGAUGGAAUAGAAUGUACAGACGUUAUUUUAAUGGGGGGUUUUUGUUUUAUUUAAGAAUUUUCAAAACAGAAUUUUGCAAUCAAGAUAUCUGUGGCUAAUUCGAAAAAAAAAACAAGGCCGGGCAUUAACGAGUUGAUAAAUUAAAAAGUUCAGUUAAUUUAAUUUUUCGACUUAAUCAGUGUUUUGGACUUUCAACUUAAUUGUUAACUUGAUAAAUACAAAGGAAUUGACUUUUAGUUAACUAGAGUUAAUUUUAUAUUUAGACAAGUUGAGUUGAUUUCAAUUUCUUUUUGUAUGCUCAUAUUAAUAAAUAUAUAAUCAUUAUCAAGAUGUUAUGAACGUUUUAAAAUACGAUUCGUUAUGAAUGCCUGUUAUCUGUUACUGUUGUCGCCGGUUUUGGUGAACUUCUAACUUGGUCGAAUUGAUAGUUUAUUUCGAAUUAACUUUAUUUGAAUUUAAAUUCAAUUUAACUGAGUUGAAAAAAAAUCACGAACUUGCCCGACCUGGGGGGAAAAAGCCGAACGAUUUCGAAUUCGAAAGUUUCCCCGUUAUCGUUAUCAUGCACUACGCACCGUUUUGUCGUUGAUUUCAUAUUUACCGCGGUUAUGUAAAUCGUAUCGUACAAGGUUCGUCAAACCGUUACAGAUAGAAAUUAUUGUAAUCGCGGGAUUUUCAUUUAGAGCUACGCGAAAUGCGUCCAAACGCGCGUUGAAAUAAACUCCGAUAGAAUUACGGCAUGCUCGCGGCGAUAUUGAUAUGUGCGCGGGCAGGCGAUUGUUUUCGUUAUAUUAUUUGUCGGCGAAUUUUUUUUGUUUUUCUUUACACGGAAUCGAAUUUUACCGCGAAAACUCUGACGUAUUAAGUCCGCGCACCCCGAAAAUACCGAGACGCACAGCAUAAAUCACUGUUUGCGGUAUAAUCUGUGACCUCAGGUAAUUUACACGCGUUCGAUGCGGGGACGAUAUUAUCCUAUGUACAGAAUUAUGCCAUCAGUAUAAACGCGAGACACUGGUAGUGAAAUCGGCAGUCUACUCUGAUGACAUAUGGGAAAUUUCUACAUUUUUGUAUGUUAUCGUAAAAUAUCAUCGGAACGGUUACAUUUGUCUGCUGUGUUAUGUGCGUAUAUUCACACGUUCAGGAAGUAAUUGUGUUGUACGUAUCUAAUACACGUGUCUGUACGCAUUACAUAUUUUAUGCGAUAUCCAUACAUUUCUUUCAUACAAUACGUAUAAAUAUUAUGCGUUUAGUCAAAUGUACUCCGCGUGGCGUUUAGCUAUUUAUCUAUUUUGGAACAAGACGACUAUAGCCCGCAGUGACCACUUGAAGUGCGCACGUAUAAAAUCAAAUAAACGGACACAGUUUUUUCAUUACUCAAUUUGCCGUCUAAUUAUUAACGAACGCAAUAAUAUAAUAGUUCAUAUAAUUUAUUAACGAAUAUCGUUUUGCUAGUGCGUAUGUGUAUAAUAUAGAAAGCGCUACAGAAAGCGAACAGAUUAAAAACUAUUCGCCAUUAAAUAAUAUUCAAAUAUUGUGCUUACUAUGAAAAUCGUGUAGUAUGUAAUAGUAAAACAUUGUUUUUAAUAGACAUUUAACAAUACCUAAUGAAUAAUAAAAUAAUAAAGUAAAAACAAAAUUAACUGAUUAAUGGUCAAUGGUUAAAUGGUUAUUAUUAAAUAACUUAACUUGACUUAAUAAGUUAAUAGUAUUAAAUUCGGACGACGCAUUUAUUUAUUCGUAUAUUUAAAUACCUAAAAAACACCAAUGAAACAAUAUAUUUUUUCUUAUUUUUUAGUGAACGAUUUAAAAAAUCCUCAGUAACUUCUCGCGGGUAAUUUCUUAUAGUUACUGUCUGUGGACUGUAACAGUAAAUAUUAUGUAUUUUAUUUAAAACAUAAAAUUUGGAUUACGUAUAUUUAAAAUUGUACCUAGUAGCUAGUCAAAUAAUUAAUUAAAUUAUAAUAAAACAGAAAGACAUUUAACGGUGCUUGUACAUGGAUUUUUUAAAGACGGUUUCGUGUGAAAAUGUUAAAAAUAAUAACUAUUUAUUGAUAAAUAAAUAUUAAAACAUUUUUUUUUUUUAAUAUCAUAAAUAUUUAAAUUUGGGUACUAAAAAUUUUAAAAUUAUUUUAUAACUAUUUAUAAUACUAUUAUACAUCAUUACUUAUUAGUUAUUAGGUACUAUACACACGAAAAUUUAUCUGUUUUAAUUUUAAAAAGUUAGUUACCUAUAUUUAAUUAUUUUCUAAAGUACCUACAUAGUAUAUGGAAGUAUCCACGAGAAGUUACUAGGGAUUUUUAAAUCGUUCACUAAAAUAGGACAAAUAUUGUUUUAUUGAUAUUUAUUAGGUAUUGUUAAAUUUAGAGUAAACAAUAUUUUACUAAUUUACUAUAGACGAAAGUAGGUACUAUGCGUAUUGUAUGCGUAGGCACAUUAACGAGCACAUUAUUAUUAUUACCUAUAUUAGACUUAUAUUCAGAUACUCGAUAUUUUGGCCUGCUGGAACGGUUAAAAAAAAACACCGUUUACCAAACUUACUUAAGAACAAACAAAUAACAAAAUAAAAUAUACGUUUUUUUUUCGGGUAAAAAAAAAAAAUAUAAAACAAUUCGUAUAUUUAUUCGCAGCACAAACGUUUUAUUAAAGUACGAUUUCAAGCCACGGAAUAUUAAUUGUACUAUCGCCUAAUAAUCGAUAAAUCAAAUAUUAGUGAAAGAUGCCCAUAUUGUAGAAUACACGUUAGCUGUAGUUUGAGCGGUCGGUAUAAUAAUAAUAUUAUAAAUUAUAAUGAUCGUUGAAAAAUAAAAACAGAUUAAUAUACGAGCCGUCCGAAGAAAACGAAACGUUUGUACUGUCCAUACGGGUAAUAUAAGGUAAAAUAUAUAAUAUAUUUGCGACUGAGUAAAUUGGAAAGAAGAAAAUCGGAAAGUAUUACCGAGUGUAGUAAUAAUAAUAAUUGUUUAUAGCAUAAACAGUUUAUUCGGAUAAUGAGUUUCUACGUAGACGAAACAGGUAUAAAAAUCGUUUUAACGCAAAUUAACGCGAAGAGAUUGAUUAUAAUCAAAUAUAAAUCGAAUAUAUCAUUAGUCGAGUUUAAUACAGCUAUGCUUUUUAAUAGAGGUAGUUCAGUGGUGUAGUUCAAUUAAUUUACAUUAAUUAUGGGUAAUUAAUGACAUUUUCAAAACUAAAAAUAGUCACAGAAUAGAAAGUUUAAUGAAAAAACGUAUAAGUAUAAUAGCUGUUUUAAUAUACACUAUUUUACAGUGUUCAGAAUUUUCGUGUUUCAGUAAUUUUCCCGUAUAAACAUGCAAGAUGGAGAAAAUUACUGGAAUACACAAUAUUCUGAUCACUCUGUAUAACAUAAUAUAUAAAUAGCACUAUACGUGUAUACAUAAAACCAAUAAAUACAACGUAGGUGUACUUCUAAAAAGAAAAUAAUAGAGGUACAUAAUAAUUAUUAUAAUCACAAUUUAAUAAUAGAAAUGAAAAUAAAACACUAUUUAUUUUGAUUUACAUAUUAUAAGCCAGAUAAUCGGUUAUUUUUAAGUAUAGGUCCUUAAUGUGUUUUUUUUAUAAGAACGUUGAAUUUUAAUACAACGUAAUAUACCGUAAUAUAACGUUGGUUGUUUCGAUUUUAAUUAGCAUAUAGAGUUUAACACAAGAGGGAUGUCCAACUAACAAAACCAAAAAUAAUCAUUAAGCAAACUACAAGGCAAAUGAAAAAAAAAGGCUUUCCCAAUGAGCCGAAUAGAUAGAAAAAUGCCACAAAAAAGUUCCUAUUCACAUUUAUGAUUGGCGAAAAAUUUUCGGUAAUAAAUACACCUACGAGUUGAACCAAUACAUGUAUCGGUUCGCUUAAAAUCUAAAAUCAUAUACAGUGCAACCUUUAAAUACCGGACGACCUCGGUCAUCGUAAUUUUGUCCGUUAUUGAGAGGUGUCCGCUAUUCAGAGGGGAAAAAAACAACUCGGAGAAAUUAAUAAAUAUAUAACAACACUUAUGUAUGCAAUAUGUACAUUUGUAUUAUUUUGAAACAAAUAUUAAUUGUACACAUUAUUAUUAUGUAUGUAAAAAUAUUAAUGAAAAUGUAAAGAGAAAUUAUUUUAGGAUAAAAAUUAACAUUUAUUGAAAAAAAAUCAGUUCCUUUAGCUUGUUUAAGACCUUGAUUUGUCAUAAAAUUGUCCGGUAUUUAGAGGUUUUCCUAUAGAAAAGUGGUGAAAAUGUCCCCCGUUCCCGAAAAAUCGUCCACUAUUUGGAGGUGUCCGUUAUUUAGAGGUGUCCGUUAAGGGAGGUUUCACUGUGUUCAACCUCAUCCGCGGUAGUUAAUUUAUUUGGGCCAUUCGGUAAAUAUGUGAUUUACAAAACUCCCUUUAUGAUUUUAUAGAAUUAAACUACGUUAUCCGGGUAUACGUGUUUCCACAUGACUCUAACUGUAAAUAACGUGUCAAAAUACCGGUCAUUAGUUAGCUACUUAUCUGCAUGACACAUUACGAUAAAUACAAACUUAAUUUCCACUCUAAUCUGCUACAUCGCAUCGCCUUACCGACGUUUUUUAAUACAAGACAAUAUUUAAAAAUCCAUUUACAUUCAUUGAAUGUCUUCCUACUUAAAAAUAACGUAUUUAAUUAUUCGACUCGCUAGAUCCAGUUUGAAAUUCAAAGUAUAUAAUCCGUGUAAUCGAUGUUAUGCUAUAAAUCUAAUAAUUAUUCACUGUACAAGUCCGCGGAAUAACAACGGUAUAUUAUACGAUUUCCAUAGUACGUACAAUAUUCCGAUAUUAUUUAAUACCGAAUAAUUUUCAAUUCGUUCGUAUUCACUUUCUAUUACUACCAAAACAUUUCGUUGUAAACAGAAGAACACGUCACACUAGACGGUACAUAAUAUUGCACAUGUUUAUCUUGUAGAAGGUCCAUUUCUUAAAAAUCGAUUAGUGAAAGGUUUAAAGCUUCGCGUUUUUACGCGACCGGAAUAACAUUUCCAUUUCGCUUAAUAAACCGGAAUAAUCAUUAGUUUACACUAAAGAACUAUACAGCCAAACGGUUUCUGUAGUUUUUUUUUUUUUUUUAUUUUUCUGUUUGUCUGCCGCUACUUAAAAUAUCACGUAUUGCGCAAUAAUAUAACGCACAAAUUCUAUACUAAGACCCGAACAAUUCCCGAAUAAAAGAAAGUCCUGUCAAGUUUUGCGUACAUCUGUGGCUAAUGAAUGGAAUUUGAAAUACACAGCGAACCGAUUUAAAUAAUCUACCGUGCUAUAGUAUUGUAUUACGCGUAUAAUAUAAUAAUAGAUGAACGCAAAUAACGCAAUAAAAUAAUAAUUGUACGUAAGAUUAUGUCAUUGCGUCUCGCGGACAACUAUGACGUGAGCCAUUUUUACCAUCGUGAGCUAUGUACACGGUGGCGAUAUUGUAAUAUUUAUAUUGUUUUAUAUAAUAAGAGAAUAUCAAAUAAUAAGAACGAACGCGUGAAUUUCGUUAAAAUAUGCUUCGUAUGUUAUUAUAAAUUCAAUUCAAUUCUGUAUUUCUUUCAACUACAUAUAGGCACAUUGAGAUAGUGUUACAAAUGCCGUUUCGUUAAAAGAAUAUAUUAUUAUAAUCCGUGUAUGUAAUUUAUACACGCGGCUGUGCGUAAUGGAUAAGAUAUACUCGAAUCGGCGGCGUGUCCAGGAGUUUCCGAUGGAAGGGGAUGCAGCAAAAUGUAAUAAUUACGAACGAAUCGCGAAGAACCUGCCUAUAUAAGUAUAUCUAAAUCGACGAUGGGAAUCGAAAGGCCGGAUUUUAAAAAUACGAUUCUUCCGAAUCUCCCGUGUAAUAUACACAAGAUUAAACAAAUACUCACAAGUAUUGUCCUUUUAAGCCGAUUGGGGAACAUAACUCCGAAACUUCUUCCCGCGCGCACGUGCUACUGACUUAGAUCCUGAAGUAAAAUUAAAAUAUUAAAUAUUAAUUCGUUAGAAUUUAAAUUGAAUUACAUAUUAGGAAUCGAUUGAUACUUUUAUUUUUAAUAAUUCAUGAACCGUCGCAAUAUUAUGAUUAAAAUUGAAAAUUGAAAAUUAUCAUAGCACAAAUCUUACUUAGAACGUUCACAGUUGUCGGUUAAAUUUUAAUAAAAAAUUGUAGGUUUAUUACGGUUUUGAAAAAUGUAGUUUGAUUUUUAUAUAGAAUCUAUAGAUAGUAACUCUGAUGUGUAAAGCCCGGAUUAUUGUGUUAAACAAAAGAUGAAAUAUGUUAAAAAUUGGCGUAAUAUUAAAUGCACUACAUUUAUUUAUACAAAUAAUAAUAAUAAACAUCAAAAUAUGCUUCAAUAUGCAAUUUUUUCUUUUAAAAAUUUAUAAGUCUAAAAAUUAAUCAUAAUUAUAAAAUAAAACACAAAUACACUGCAAUAUAAAAUUAAAUUGACUGUGGCGUUAAAUACGCAAAACAAAAUAUGUAUUUGAUAAUUUGAUAAAUAAGUAAAAAUAAUCAUUUAUUUUAAGUAAGAACAGAUUAACCAUAGUAUUUUUUUUCCUGUGAACUUAGUGUUGAAGCAAUACAUUUGUUACUCUCAUUAAAUUGUUUAUACCCAGUGAUGAAAAAAACGUAUUUUUAAAUAAUUAAUUGAAAGCUAAAAAAGUUAAUUUAUUUGAAAAAAAUUUCAAGAAUCUAACGUAAAGUCCAUUAUAAUUAGAAUGCAAUACAUUUUUCUGAUUUUGACCCUUUCUUACACUAAGUCACAGAAAUGUAUUUGUUAUCAUUUUUUAAAAUUUAGUUUAGUUUAAAAUUUGUAAAUUCAAAAAACUAGUUUAAAUUUAAAUCUUUAUCGCUAAUAAUCGCACAAACUAACUAUUGAUAUUUCGAAAUAAUAAAAAAUUAGUAUAAAACUGUAAUUUUACAUAGGCAAUUAUUUUCCAUAUUUUUCUUCUGUUUUUCGCCGAAACAUAUGAAAUAGAAUAAUUGAGGAAAAAAGUAAUUUUUCGAAUUAAAAGUUAGUGAUCUUUCAAAAACAAGUUUUAUUCGGUUAAAUGUUUACACGUCAGUUUUAUGUAAAAAAAUGUAUAUUGUAUUUGUUUAUAAAUGACAAGGGGCAAUCGAUAGGCGAUAUACGUACAUUCGUGUGAAUAAUGUUACUAAUUGUGUUUUAGAUUUUGCUGGCGGCAUGCUUGUGCACUUUCGGUGCCGUGAAUGGAGCGGAUAAAUCACAGCCUUCCAUAGAAAAAAGAGACUCUACUCAAGGUUAUGGUUCGUACGUCAGUUACGCUCCGGCUGUAGAUUACGGGGCUCCGGUUGGACAAGAGGCUUACCAGUACGCCGCGGUGGCACCGAUCACCACAGGACAAUACGACGCAAUACCAGCGGCAGCUGCUUUAGUGGUUCCCACCAACCAGCUGUUCUACCCACAGCCGCAAUCGUAUGGAUAUCCGUCGGCCGCGGCUUACAGCGCCCCGCUGACUUAUAGUUCUCCACCCACAUCGUAUGAUUACCAGUCAGCUGGCUCUGUUUACAGUUCGGCACCGGCCGCCUCUGCUUACAGCCUGCCAUCGGCCGCCGCUGCUUACAGCUCACCAUCUACCGCCGCUCCUUACAGCUCACCGUCGACCACCUCCACUUAUAGUUCACCUUCGUCCUCUUCUUCUUAUAGCUCGUCAUCGGGUUCGUCCGCGUAUAGCUCACCGUCAGUGACCGCUGCCGCUUACAACUCUCCGUCCGCCGCGUUCAGUUAUGGCGCGUCAUCGGCUUCAGUACCGUAUAAAUCGGGCCCCGUUACUUUCGGAAAACCUGAAACCCUCGCCGACUCGUACGUGUCUUACAAACCAUCGACGUCAUACGACAAGCAAACUUACUCCGCGCCGUCGUACCAGUCAUCCCCGGGACUAGGAACUUACGUUUCGUCCACGAUCAAGACCAACAAGUACCCGUCAUCACCGUCUUUUAGCCCGUCCACGUCCGGCGAAUACUACGCUGCACAACAAUCGUCGUCGUCAUACGCCGCCGCUCCGUCCAAGCCCGGCUACUCUUCGUACAUUUCGGAUAGCGCGUACAAUAAAUACAAGUACCCGACUCAAGCUUCUUCAUACGGUAGUGUACCGUUCAAACCCCUCAACUAUAAACCGUCUGCGUCAUACGAAUCUUCAGCCUCUUCAUACGGACAGUCUUCGUUGUCGUACGAACAACCGUCUUACCCGUCUGCGCCACAAAAAUACGCAGGUGUCUCGUCACAAUACGGUUCUUCGUCUGCAUACGGUUCUUCACCAUCUUAUGGUUCCUCAUCGCCGUACAAACAAUCUUACGAGUCGUCUUCCCCGUACAAACAGUCUUACGAGUCGUCUUCCCCGUACAAACAAUCUUACCAGCCGUCUUCCCCGUACAAACAGUCUUACGAGUCGUCUUCCCCGUACAAACAGUCUUACGAGUCGUCUUCCCCGUACAAACAGUCUUACGAGUCAUCUUCCCCGUACAAACAGUCUUACCAGCCGUCUUCCCCGUACAAACAGUCUUACGAGUCGUCUUCCCCGUACAAACCAUCAUACGGUUCGGCUCCGCAAAAGGUGACAUACGGUUCGGCUCCGUAUAAGGUGACAUACGAAUCAUCGUCCCCGUACAAAACAUCAUCGUAUUCUAGUGGUUCGUCUUACGGUGGAUCACCAGCGCCAUAUAAAUCGCCUUAUUACGGUACCUCUUCUUACGAAGGAUCUCAAUCCUCGUACAAAUCACCGUCUUCAGUAGUCUACAGUAGCCCAUCUAAUGAAGGAUCUUCAUCACCAUACAAGUCGUCAUCCUACGGUAGUUCAUCUUACGACGGAUCUGCGUCUCUUUAUAAAUCUCCGUCUUAUAGCAGCUCCUCCUACGAUGGAUCUUCGUCCCCCUAUAAAUCACCGUCUUAUAGCAGCUCCUCUUACGAUGGAUCUUCGUCCCCUUAUAAAUCACCGUCUUAUAGCAGCUCCUCUUACGAUGGAUCUUCGUCCCCUUAUAAAUCACCGUCUUAUAGCAGCUCGUCUUACGACGGAUCUUCCUCCGCUUACAAAUCAUCACCGCCUUAUUCAUCUGGUUCGUUUAAGCCAAUACCGUCUUCCUAUUCACAGAGCGAAUACGAUUCGUCGGCGUUAUCUCCUUAUAGCCAAAAACAAAAUGCAUACGAAUACAGUUCUAAAUAUUGACACUUAACACAAUAAUGUUCCUCUUUAGACAAAUGUAUUAUAUAAUGAUAAAA